AUGCCAGCUGAUAACAAUGUUGUUGAUGCGGUUGCUAAUCAUUUGGAGGCUCAAGUUCAACCACAGGGCCAAGUUCAACCAGUGGCCGAAAAUCAAAAUGAAGAAGAAGCACGACCUUAUGAAAGAAAAAAGCGGAAGAAGACUUCAAUAGCAUGGAAUGACUUCAAGGUAGUUGUUGUGGAAGGGGUGGAAAAGCUAGAGUGUCGCUAUUGUAAAACGAGAUUAUUAAAAAGCGCAUCAGGUUGUACAAGUCAAUUCUUGCGGCAUAUAGAAAGAUGUACAAGGAAGCCUAAAGCAGAUGGGAGGGGACAACAACAUCUAACCUUGGAAAAUAAUGAUAGUGUCCUUGUUGUCCAGAACUUCAAAUACGAUCAGGCUAAGGUACGAGAACUGAUGGCUCAUUUCAUCAUAGUUCAUGAACAGCCCUUUGUUGCUGCUGAGUAUGAAGUGUUGAAUAAGUUGCUUAGAGCAUGCACUCCUCACUAUAAAAAAAUCUGUCGUACCACUGCUACAAAUGAUGUCUUCGAGACAUAUAAGAUCUUUAAAGGGAAGAUAAAAUCUCUUCUUGAAGGGGUGAAUAGGAUGAGCUUAACAACAAAUUUGUGGAAGUCUAAUAAGACUGUGCAGUAUAUGGUUCUUACUUGUCAUUUUGUGGACAAUGAUUGGGUGCUGCAAAAACGAGUUCUUAAUUUCUGCCAUGUUAAGCCACCUCAUACUGGACUUGUUGUGUCUGAUGCAUUGCACAAAUGUUUGGUUGAUUGGGAUAUAGUCAAAAAAGUGUGGACAAUCACAGUAGAUAAUGCUUCUUACAAUGAUAGUGCUUUGAAGCAUUUGAAAGGAAUUCUUAGUCAUCAAGGUGCACUUCCUCUUGCCGGAGAAAUGUUUCAUAUCCGAUGUUGUGCUCACAUACUUAAUAUAUUAGUGCAAGAUGGUUUGAAAGAGAUUCAAGAGAUAGUUAAUGAUGUUAGAGAAAGUGUUAAGCACAUUGCUGCUUCUGAAGUUCGAGUUGCAAUAUUUCGGGAUAUUGCUAAGCAACUCGAGUUGCCUACCAUAAAGCUUGUUCUAGAUUGUUCUACUCAAUGGAAUUCGACUUAUCACAUGAUAUCUACAACCUUAGAGUUGAAAGAUGUGUUUCCGAUGUACAAAGAAAGAGACUCUUCGUAUCAUUCUCUCCCAACAGAGGAUGCUUGGGAAGAUGUUAAAAAUGUGUGCGACUUUCUUGAAUUGUUUGAUGAUGUCACAACUAUGAUCUCUGGAAGUGAUUAUCCAACUGCCAAUAUGUUUCUUCCGGAGCUUUGUGAUAUUAAACUGUUAUUGAAAACUACUUUGAACUCAAGCAAUGCAAGUAUGAGGUCUAUGGCUUCCCGAAUGCUUAAGAAGUUUGAUAAAUAUUGGGGUGAGGCUAAUUUGGUGGUUUCCCUUGCUGUUGUCUUGGAUCCGAGGAACAAAUUCAAGAUGCUUGAAGCUUAUUUUCCAGAUCUAUACACUUCGGCAGAUUCUGAGAUGCAUGUUCGGUUGGUCCGAGAUAAGUUCUAUAAGUUUUUUCAUGAGUAUAUUGAGGACUUCAAAGCUAGAAAUGUUGCAUCAAGUACGAAUGCCUCCUGUGAAGAUCAAAAUGCUGCAUCUGCUAGUACAUCAAUUGGAAAUUCUAAGAAAAGAAGUGGAAGAGCAAGGUUUGAUUCCAUGAUUCAAAAUGUUAACUUUGCUUCUACCAUGAAAUAUGAGCUUGAUAUCUAUCUUGAGGAAGGUCUUUAUGUGCAUACUGAGGAGUUGAUGUUUGAUAUCAUUGGCUGGUGGAAAGAGCAGAGGAUAAGGUUCAAGAUUUUAUCGAGGAUGGCUUGCGAUAUUAUGGCAAUUCCUGUUACAUCGGUAGCUUCUGAAGCUACCUUUAGUGCUGGAGGAAGGGUGAUUGAUCCUCAACGUGCAUCCUUGGGAGAAAAGUCUGUUGAGGCUCUACUUUGCUCUCAUGAUUGGUUAAGAGCCCAUCAUGUCUUAAAAGGAAAUUUUGAGGCUAUGACGAAGAAAGAAGAUAUUAUCGAAAUUGACUUGGCCUAGAAAACCUUGG
Messenger RNA from Linum tenue, 2065 nucleotides. The record is from the annotation of a GenBank genome assembly. NCBI's taxonomy places the organism in Eukaryota, Viridiplantae, Streptophyta, Magnoliopsida, Malpighiales, Linaceae.